Messenger RNA from Petromyzon marinus (sea lamprey), 2342 nucleotides. The record is from RefSeq and is a predicted model, not a curated record. NCBI's taxonomy places the organism in Eukaryota, Metazoa, Chordata, Hyperoartia, Petromyzontiformes, Petromyzontidae.
GUCUCUGUGUGUCUCACUCUGUGUCUCUGUGUGUCUCACUCUGUGUCUCUGUGUGUCUGUGUGUCUCAGAUCUGUGGGGACCCGUUGACCCAGCUGGACGUGGACAACGAUGUCUCCGUGUCUCUGUGUGUCUCUGUGUGUCUCACUCUGUGUCUCUCUGUGUGUCUCAGAUCUGUGGGGACCCGUUGACCCAGCUGGACGUAGACAACGAUGUCUCCGUGUCUCUGUGUGUCUCUGUGUGUCUCACUCUGUGUCUCUCUGUGUGUCUCUGUGUCUCACUCUGUGUCUCUCUGUGUGUCUCAGAUCUGUGGGGACCCGUUGACCCAGCUGGACGUGGACAACGAUGUCUCCGUGUCUCCGCGUCUCCACCUGCUGCGCUGUCUCUGUGUCUCUGUGUGUCUCACUCUGUGUCUCUGUGUCUCUGUGUGUCUCACUCUGUGUCUCUGUGUCUCACUCUGUGUCUCUGUGUGUCUCAGAUCUGUGGGGACCCGUUGACCCAGCUGGACGUGGACAACGAUGUCUCCGUGUCUCCGCGUCUCCACCUGCUGCGCUGUCUCUGUGUCUCUGUGUCUCACUCUGUGUCUCUGUGUGUCUCUGUGUGUCUCACUCUGUGUGUCUCCCUGUGUCUCUGUGUGUCUCAGAUCUGUGGGGACCCGUUGACCCAGCUGGACGUAGACAACGAUGUCUCCGUGUCUCCGCGUCUCCACCUGCUGCGCUGUCUCUGUGUCUCUGUGUGUCUCACUCUGUGUGUCUCUGUGUCUCUGUGUCUCUGUGUCUCUGUGUGUCUCACUCUGUGUCUCUGUGUCUCUGUGUGUCUCAGAUCUGUGGGGACCCGUUGACCCAGCUGGACGUAGACAACGAUGUCUCCGUGUCUCCGCGUCUCCACCUGCUGCGCUGUCUCUGUGUCUCUGUGUGUCUCACUCUGUGUGUCUCUGUGUCUCUGUGUCUCUGUGUCUCUGUGUGUCUCACUCUGUGUCUCUGUGUCUCUGUGUGUCUCAGAUCUGUGGGGACCCGUUGACCCAGCUGGACGUGGACAACGAUGUCUCCGUGUCUCCGCGUCUCCACCUGCUGCGCUGUCUCUGUGUCUCUGUGUGUCUCACUCUGUGUCUCUGUGUCUCUGUGUCUCUGUGUCUCUGUGUCUCUGUGUGUCUCAGAUCUGUGGGGACCCGUUGACCCAGCUGGACGUGGACAACGAUGUCUCUGUGUCUCCGCGUCUCCACCUGCUGCGCUGUCUCUGUGUCUCUGUGUGUCUCUGUGUCUCUGUGUCUCUGUGUGUCUCUGUGUGUCUGUGUCUCUGUGUGUCUCAGAUCUGUGGGGACCCGUUGACCCAGCUGGACGUGGACAACGAUGUCUCCGUGUCUCCGCGUCUCCACCUGCUGCGCUGUCUCUGUGUCUCUGUGUGUCUCACUCUGUGUCUCUGUGUCUCUGUGUCUCUGUGUCUCUCUGUGUCUCUGUGUGUCUCAGAUCUGUGGGGACCCGUUGACCCAGCUGGACGUGGACAACGAUGUCUCCGUGUCUCCGCGUCUCCACCUGCUGCGCUGUCUCCGUCUCGGCCGCCCGCUGUGGGACGCCGUGACCGUGUCACCGGUCCUCGCCGCCACGGGGAACACCGAGGUGGUGAGCGUGGUGAGCGAGGACCGCACGCUCCUGGCCUUCUCGCCAUGCGGGCGCCGUGUGUGUCCACCGCUGGUCCUCACCGCCUCACCAGCGGCGCUCACCAGCAACGCUUGGCUCACCAUGGCCAUCACCACCACCGCCUGCGUCUCUGUCUGGGACCUCAAGAGCGGCCGCGUCAUCGUGGACAACCGAUCGAUGGCUCCCAUCAUGCACGGAGGGGAGUCUCUGGCUGCUGGGGGCUGCACUUUGACCCCGGAGGGUCGCCCCGUGGUGUCCCUGAGCAACGGACGCACCUACUGCUACAGCAGCAGCCUGCACUGCUGGACGUUGAUCUGUGACCGCCACGAUGUGCUGCCCCUGUGCUAGGAGUGGUGAAUGAUGUUGUUUAGUUGUUGUUUAGUUGUUGUUGUAUAGUAGUUGUUGUUGUUUAGUUCUAGUUGUUGUUGUUUAGUUGUUGUAUAGUUGUUGUUGUAUAGUUGUAGUUGUUGUUGUUUAGUUGUAUAGUUGUUGUUGUAUAGUUGUUGUAUAGUUGUUGUAGUUGUUGUUGUAGUUGUUGUUGUUGUUUACAGGACGUUGAUCUGUGACCGCCACGAUGUGCUGCCCCUGUGCUAGGAGUGGUGAAUGAUGUUGUUUAGUUGUUGUUUAGUUGUUGUUGUAUAGUAGUUGUUGUUGUUUAGUUCUAGUUGUUGUUGUUUAGUUGUUGUAUAGUUGUUGUUGUAUAGUUG